This is a messenger RNA of Cricetulus griseus (Chinese hamster), 3757 nucleotides long. NCBI's taxonomy places the organism in Eukaryota, Metazoa, Chordata, Mammalia, Rodentia, Cricetidae. The record is from RefSeq and is a predicted model, not a curated record.
UCUCGGGGCGGGGCUGGCGGCUCUCGGGGCUCCUCCUUUCUCUCCCGGCGGCCGGUAUGGUUCUGACGGAAGGUGCUGGCGGGAUGGUCCUGAGCGCGCGCGGCCCGGGAGGUGGCGGAGGAGCGAUUCCGCGUAAUUAUGGACAAAUACCAGGAGCAGCCUCACCUCCUGGACCCACACCUUGAGUGGAUGAUGAACUCAUUGUUGGACCUAGUACAGGAUGAGGCAUCUCCGCCUGCCCUCGUGCAUCUGGCUUUUAAAUUUCUCUAUAUCAUCACCAAGGUUCGUGGAUAUAAAGUAUUUCUGCGUCUAUUUCCUCAUGAAGUAGCUGAUGUUCAGCCUGUGUUAGAUAUGUUCACAGGUCAGAAUCCUAAAGACCAUGAGACAUGGGAAACGAGAUACAUGCUUUUAUUGUGGCUCUCUGUGACCUGCUUGAUCCCUUUUGAUUUUUCACGCCUUGAUGGGAAUCUCCCCACUCAACCUGGAGAAACACGAAUACCCAUAAUGGACCGCAUUCUGCAAAUAGCAAAGUCCUAUUUGGUGGUCAGUGACAAGGCUCGAGAUGCAGCUGCUGUCCUUGUGUCCAAGUUUAUCGUAAGACCUGAUGUCAAGCAGAGAAAGAUGGCUAGCUUUCUGGACUGGAGCCUGUGUACCUUGGCCCACUCUUCUUUCCAGACCAUUGAGGGUGUCAUUGCAAUGGAUGGGAUGCUGCAAGCCCUGGCCCAAAUAUUUAAGCAUGGAAAACGUGAAGAUUGUCUACCCUAUGCCAACACUGUGCUGCAGUGCCUUGAUGGAUGCAGACUCCCUGAGAGCAACCAGACCUUGCUGCGGAAGCUCGGUGUGAAGCUUGUCCAGAGAUUGGGGCUAACUUUCCUGAAGCCAAAGGUGGCUGCAUGGAGGUAUCAGCGUGGCUGUCGGUCUUUGGCUGCCAACCUGCAGCUCAGUGCCCUGGGUAAGAGUGAGCAGAAGCUGCUGUCUGAUAGUUUAACUUCUGAUGGUGAUGAAGACUAUGAUGUCCCAGAGGGGGUAGAGAGUGUGAUAGAGCAGCUCCUGGUUGGGUUGAAGGACAAGGACACUGUGGUGCGGUGGUCUGCAGCCAAAGGAAUUGGUAGGAUGGCUGGAAGGCUUCCCAGAGAGCUGGCAGAUGAAGUAGUGGGGUCUGUGCUGGCCUGCUUCAGUUUUCAGGAGACGGAUAAGGCAUGGCAUGGUGGAUGUCUGGCAUUGGCGGAACUGGGUAGACGAGGCUUGUUGCUGCCAUCGAGACUCUCAGAGGUUGUCACAGUGAUCCUGAAGGCACUGACCUACGAUGAGAAGCGGGGUGCCUGCAGUGUGGGGGCCAACGUCAGGGAUGCUGCCUGCUAUGUGUGCUGGGCUUUUGCACGUGCCUAUGAGCCUCAGGAGUUGACACCUUUCGUGACUGCCAUUUCAAGUGCACUGGUCAUUGCUGCCAUAUUUGACCGAAAUGUGAACUGCAGAAGAGCAGCCUCUGCUGCCUUCCAGGAGAACGUGGGGAGACAGGGCACCUUCCCUCAUGGAAUUGAUAUUUUGACUACAGCAGACUAUUUUGCAGUUGGUAACAUAUCUAACUGUUUCCUGGUUAUAAGUGUGUUUAUUGCUGGCUUCCAGGAAUAUACCAAGCCGAUGAUUGACCACUUGGUCUCCAUGAAAAUCAACCAUUGGGAUGGGGCCAUCCGAGAACUGUCUGCAAAGGCACUGCACAACCUGACCCCACAAGAUCCUGAGUACAUAGCCACCCAUGUAUUCCCAACAUUGUUGUUGAUGACACUGAGUCCAGAUCUACACACAAGACACGGUGCCAUCCUUUCUUGUGCAGAGGUCACCUAUGCCUUAUACAAGCUGGCUUCACAGACAAACAGGCCUGUCACAGACUCUCUGGGUGAGAAGGCAGUGCAAAGCCUGAAGCAGAUCCACCAGCAGCUUUAUGAUCGUCAUCUCUAUAGGGGUCUGGGAGGAGAACUUAUGAGACAAGCAGUGUGCAUUUUAAUAAAGAACUUGUCACUUUCCAGAAUGCCCUUUAAAGGUGACACCGUUAUAGAUGGUUGGCAGUGGCUGAUAAAUGACACUCUCAGAAGCCUUCACUUUGUUUCAAGCCAUUCCAGACAACAGAUCAAGGAGGCAGCUGUCUCGGCCCUGGCCGCCCUCUGCAGUGAAUACUACAUGAAGGAGCCUGGGGAGGCAGGCUCUGCCGUGGAGACGGAGCUGAUUCCACAGUACCUUGCUGAGCUCCAGAGCCCAGAGGAGAUGACCCGCUGUGGUUUCUCCUCAGCCUUGGGUGCCCUCCCAAAUUUCCUUCUCAGGGGUCAUCUGCAGCAGGUUCUCACAGGUCUGAGAACAGUCACCUGUACUUCUCCCAAGGAUGUAAGCUUUGCUGAGGCCAGGAGAGACAGUUUGAAGGCGAUCUCAAGAAUUUGCCAGACAGUUGGUGUGAAAGCAGAGGGUCCUGCAGAUGAAGUCAUGUGUAAAGAGAACAUUUCUGAAGUUUAUUCUGCAUUGCUGGGCUGCAUGAGUGAUUACACCACAGACAGCAGAGGGGAUGUGGGAGCCUGGGUCCGUGAAGCUGCCAUGACCAGCCUCAUGGACUUGACACUUCUGCUGGCACAGAGAGAGCCAGUGCUAAUUGAAGCCCACAUCUGUGAGCGUGUCAUGUGUUGCAUUGCCCAGCAGGCAAGUGAGAAGAUUGAUCGGUUCCGUGCUCAUGCUGCCCGGAUAUUCCUGACUCUCUUGCACUUCGACAGCCCUCCCAUUCCCCAUGUUCCCCACCGCAGAGAACUGGAAAGUCUGUUUCCCAGGUCUGACGCGGCCUCUGUGAACUGGAACGCACCUUCCCAGGCCUUCCCGCUCAUCACCCAGCUCUUGGGACUGCCCACCUACAGAUACCAUGUCCUGCUGGGCCUGGCCGUGUCUGUUGGUGGUUUGACAGAGUCUACGGUCAGGCAUUCUACACAGAGCCUCUUUGAGUACAUGAAAGGGAUUCAGAAGGAUGCUCAGCUCCUGGAGAGCUUCAGUGAAACCCUCCUGAAGGUCUUUGAGGACAACCUCCUAAAUGACAGGGUGUCCAUAUCACUGCUGAAAAUGUUGGACCAGCUGCUGGCCAAUGGGUGCUUCGACAUCUUUACCUCUGAGGAAAACCACCCCUUUUGUGUGAAGUUGCUCGCACUUUGUAAGGAAGAAAUCAGAAAGUCAAAAGACAUCCAGAAACUUCGGUCAAGCAUUGCAGUGCUCUGUGGGAUGGUACAGUUCAACGGUGAUGUGAGAAAGAAGGUUCUUCUGCAACUGUUCCUCCUCCUUGGCCACCCUUUCCCUGUGAUCCGGAAGACCACAGCAAGCCAGGUGUACGAGAUGGUGCUCACUUAUAGCGACUUGGUAGAUGCCGAUGUGCUUGACGAGGUCAUGUCUGUGCUCAGUGACACAGCCUGGGGCGGAGAGCUUCCAGUUGUAAGAGGGCAGCGGAACCACCUGUGUGAUCUCCUUGGCGUGCCCAGACCCCAGCUGGUUCCAAAGCCUGCUCCUGGAAGCUGAGUCCUUGCCUACCUAGCUGGGAUGUCCUGCCCUGAGGCUUCACAACAAGCUUUACCAUCAUGGAAACAUUGUGUCACAGACCUCUGAGAAAGGUGGCACAUGCUGCUAGAUGGAUUGGGAAGCCAUCCACAGAGAGCAGUAACGCUUCAUGCUGUGCUCUGGUGGCGUGGGCUGCCCUUACUUCUGCUGUGCUUCUCAUUAAAUCAUGUACCAUACA